Molecule: messenger RNA, 3039 nt
Organism: Ostertagia ostertagi
Lineage: Eukaryota; Metazoa; Nematoda; Chromadorea; Rhabditida; Trichostrongylidae
Source: the annotation of a GenBank genome assembly
AUGGGUCUGCUGGACACACUGCUCGGGCGGCCGACGCUCAAGGGGCUCGUCAAGGAAGCGGAGCGAUGGAUCGUCGCCCGCGGCUUAGGGCCGGUGACGUCCGACCUGGAGGCCGGCGAGAUGCGGGCCGGUGUCGGCGCCAAGGCGAUGAGGAUCUCGCUGGGCAAUCUGUGGCAUGCCUACGAGCGCGCUGCCAAGGCUGAUCGUGCUCAGGUGAUCGACCAGUUCCUGAGCGCCGUGCUGCCGGGCCAUGAAGUGCCAGCGGCCUAUGCCGACGCGCGACCGCGGCUGCUGCCGGUCGUGCGCUGCACCAGCGGCGUCGGCAUCAUGGACCUCGCGCGCACUCGCCACGGGCCGUCCGAUCCGGCGCAUCGCGUGGCGUCACGUCCCCUGGCGGCCGACCUGCACGUGGCGCUUGUCGUCGACACGCCGAAUGCGAUGUCCUACGUGACCGACGGCCAUGUGGCCAGCUGGGGGCUGAGCUUCGAGCAGGCGAUGGCCGAUGCGCUCGACAACCUGCGCAGUCUGCCGGGGCAGGGCGGCUGGCGGCAGAUCACGCCCGGCGUCUGGAGCGGUGAAUGGGGCGACACCUACGAGAGUUCGCGUCUGCUGCUGCCGGACGUGGUGUAUCGAUCCGGCGUCAGCCAGCCCGUGGUGCUGGCGCCGUUUCGCAAUACGCUGCUCGUCACCGCCCGCGGCAACACCGCCGGCAUCGAGGCGAUGCUCGACAUCGCGGCCUCCAGCAUGGCGGACAACGCCCGUUGGCUGUCCUUCCAGCCGCUGGAGUUGCACGAGGCCCAGUGGCGGCCCGCGCGACUCGAAGGGCCGGCGGCCACGUUGGCGCGCGAGCUGGACCUGCGGUCCCUGGCUGGAGACUACGCGACGCAGAAGCAGAUGCUCGACGGCAGCUUCAAGGAGCAGAACGUCGACGUCUUCGUCGCCACCUUGCAGCUCAUGCGCAAGGACGACGGGCCGGUGAUGAGCAUGGCGGUCUGGUCGGAGGGCGUCGACACCCUGCUGCCCGAAGCUGAUGUCGUGACGAUCCUGCAUGACCUGGGGGCGGGCAACCUGCACGCCAUGCUGCCCUGGCCGGCCGUGCGCGAGCGCUUUGCCGACUUCAUCGAGGCGACGGAGCAUGUGCCGCACACGGUGCUCAGCGGCGGUGUCGCGCGCCGCGGCAGCCAGGUGGAGUCGCGCGCCGGCGCCUCCGGCGGCAUCGCCUGGGUGGACGGCAGCACCUUCGUGAGCCGUCGCAUCGACGGCGGGAUUGCCGUGGUGGAUGUGGGCGGGCACGAGGGCGUGCGGGUGACGCAGGACAACCAGGAGGUCGCCAGAACGGAUGCCCGCGGACGGGCCUUCGUGACCGGGCUUCGCGGUUAUCAGCCCAAUCGCCUGGGGAUUGAAGCCGCCGACCUGCCGAUGGAUGCGGAACUGCAGGCACUCGAGAUCAAGCUGGUCCCUGCGGCCCGCAGUGCCGCCCGCAUCGUUUUCCCGGUGCAGCAGGGACGCGCUGCGAGCCUGCGCGUUUUCGAUGCGACCGGUGAGCCGCUGCCGCCGGGCGCGGUGCUGAAGUCGGGGCCGGAGUCCCGGGCCUUCCCCGUCGGCCUCGCGGGUCGCACCUACCUGGCCGGCCUGGCGGAUGGCCGCAACGAGGUGCAGGCCCGCUGGCAGGAUGAUCGCGGGGCGGAGCGCCAAUGCCGCGUCCGCUCCCGUCAUCACGCUGCCCGACCCGACCGAGCCCAAGCCCUACGAGAAGGUCAUCACCGCCGACGCCAAGACGCAGGACGGCCUGCUGCGGGUGCACACGCUGAAGAACAAGCUGUACUUCGAGAUCCCGACCGCGGUGCUCGAACAGCCGCUGCUGAUGGUGGCCAACGCGACGGCCGUGCCCGCCGGCCUGGAGCAUGUGGGGCGCGCGCUGAACCAGGACGUGCUGCGUUUCGUGCUGCACCAGAACCGCGUGCUGUUGCAGCUCGGUCUCGCACAGCGCCGUCACCGCGCCGCGCAACGUGCUGGCCGAGGCCGUGCGCCAGUCGCCAGCGCGACGCCAUCCUGGCCGUGUUCCCGGUCGAGACAUUCGCCAAGGGCGGCGCACCGCGCCCGAUCGCUCGUGCGUGGCAACCUGGACUCCAGCCGCAGCUACGUCGAGAAGACGAAAGCCUUCCCCGGCAGCGUGCGCGUGGAUGCGGUGCAGACCUACAACGUCUCGUCCAUGCCGGUGCCCAGCCUGCCCGGCAUGCCGGUCGUGCCGCAGAUGCAGCCGGCGCGCAGCGCGUCCGUCAACGUGGCGUUCAGCAUCGUGGAGCUGCCCAAGGAACCGAUGAAGCCGCGGCUGAUGGACGACCGGGUGGGUUUCUUCAGUGUGGCGCGCACCGACUUCGGCGACGGCCUGCAGGAAGCUCGCCGCGAGCGCGUCAUCACGCGCUGGCGGCUCGGAGAAGCAAGGACCCCGCCGCGGCGCUCAGCGAGCCGGUCAAGCCCAUCGUCUGGUACAUCGACAAGGCCACGCCCACGGCCCUCGUGCCCUACGUCAAGAAGGGCGUCGAGGCGUGGAAUGCGGCGUUCGAGGAGGCGGGCUUCAAGAACGCCGUGCAGGCACGCGCCCUACCCCACUGGCGCGAGGAAGACCCCGAGUUCGACCCCGAGGACGUGCGCUACAGCGUCAUCCGCUGGGUGCCGUCCCCCAUCGCCAAUGCCUACGGCCCGCACCUGGCCGAUCCCGCGCAGCGGCGAGAUCCUGAACGCCAACAUUGUGAUGUUCCACAACAUCGUGCAACUGCAGCGCGACUGGUACGUGACCCAGGUCGGGCCACUGGACCCGCGCGCCCGCAAGCUGCCGCUGCCGGACGACCUGCUGGGCGAGCUGGUGGCCAGCGUCGUCACGCACGAGGUCGGGCAUUCCCUCGGCCUGCCGCACAACAUGAAGGCCAGCUCGCUGUACCCGCUGGAGAAGCUGCGCGAUGCCGACUGGCUGCGCACGAUGGGCCACACGCCGUCGGUCAUGGACUACAGCCGCUUCAACUAUGUCGUGCAGCCUGA